GUUCAACUUCCGGUAAAAUGGAAUAAAAACAAACAUAUUUCCCUCCAUAUAAUAUUUACUUUUAAUCAUGAAUCUCGAGGAUAACAUAUGUCCAAUAUGCUUGUACAUAUUUAUUCAGCCGGUAACAAUGCCAUGUAAGCACGAACUGUGCUUGGGAUGUUUCCAACAGAACGUUCAAGAGGCUAACUUUGUUUGCCCGAUGUGCCGAAUUCGGAUCUCGACCUGGGCCAGGCGCGCGUCUCGAAAGAAGGAGCUGGUGAAUGAGGAGAGAUGGUCGGCGAUCAAAAAGUCUUUCCCGGACCAGGUGCGAGCAAGGCUGGAGGGGUUUGAAGAGGAUGAUGAAGAGAUGAACGCACUUAACAUUUCCAUAAAGCUCGCAGAGCCAGGCGAAAUUAGGGAAGAGUAUGAAGAACAACUCAAGAAACUGCGUGACCAGCGAUCUGCAGAGGAACGUGCAGAGGCAGAGGCGAGUGAGAGGCUGAUCAGACAGCUACAGGCUGAGGAGAAGAGAACCCUGGCCGAGUUGGAGGAGAUAAGACGGCAGGAUGAAGAAUUAGCUCAACGUCUCAGUCAGACAGAGGAUGAUGAGGUUGAAAUUGUGACGCGGGCCACAUCUGGGAGCAUCCUGUCUGUGUCCUCAGAUUCCCGAGCCAGCCCUGACGGUGCAGGGGACCGACACACAGCUACCAGGGAUCGACACUCCACCCUGCCCAGUCCUGGACUCCUCAAAACCGUAUCCCCCGAAGGCGGGAAGAUGUUCCAGGCCAACCAAACACCCAUCUCAAAGAAGAUACGGCGGGACGAAAACCUCAUUACCACACAGGACAUUGAGAAUCUGGAGGAGACAUUUAAGAAAAACACCCCAUCAAGAGACCAUACUUCAUGCUGUUCGUUAUUGACGACCCCGAGUCAGACUGGGCGAAUCCUACAGCGCAGCGAGAUCCUGGACGCCAUGUGUAAGGGGAUCUCCAUCUCCGUUGACGACCUUGACAGUAACUGCUCCACACCUCCUGUCUGUCCAAAACCUGUUCUCCCAGUGGCUGGCAUGACAAACACUGACACGGAAUCUACUGAUGAGAGCGGUGUAUUGCGAGCACCGAGUUCGGACAGCAUCAGCCACGAGCUGAACCACUUUCGACCAAUCAGAAGCUGUCCUCUGACCCCGCCACGGAGAUUACCGUCUGGCCAGGUUGUGGAGCCGAUGGUUAUCCGAACAACCCCACGGAACCUCAGCAAGUCCGGGCUUGGCUCUCCGCUGGGAGAGGAGGGGUCCCUGGCGGAGAUCGACGCUGGCAGCCCAAUCAUGCAGAGACGGCUCAGUCAGCUGGCCGAGGAGAGGAUUGACAAGGUCAACAAAUUCAGCAAGUCUACAUGCACAUUAGAGUCUGGCUCCCAGCCUGACGAGAACUUGAACCCAGAGUCCCAGCAGUCUGCAACGCCAACCCAUGUAGCGCCGGGGCCCGGUGGGAACCGGAGUGUUGACUUUCGGGAUAUAUCCAACUCUAAUCUUGGUCACAAACAUGCGGGAGAUCAGGCUGGGCCAGGCAACGUUAAGAAGAAACUCAUUAUCCCCCUUGAGCCUGAAUUUGAUACAGACGUUUUUUGUGAAGGAGUUGUUGAAAGUGAGUUUAAGGUACAAAAAGUGGACAACGAGCAAAAAGAUCCUGCAAAGGUCAAUAAUGGAAGGCUGUCUAGAAAGCGGAGAGGUGCCAAAACAAAAAAUAGGUACAUGGAAAGUCCUCAGGCAACUCUAAUGAAGUGGGCCAAGCCUAUGGAAAGUCUGCAGCAGACAACAGAUUCGACUUAUUCACCAGAGUGUAAUGUUAAACUGAAUGGAUUGGCAAAAUCAAGCCAUAAGAAGACGACAAGAUCAGGCAGGACGUACAAAUCUGCGCAAGAUCCCAACUUCCUGUAUGAUAACUUACGUAAGAAAAAACCAUCGGGUGAUAGUAAUGUUGCAAAUGAAAGUGACAAUAGCAAUAGUGACUGUGAGGAAAGUGAUUCCUGUUUGGAAAUCGAGGAGGAUGUCUUCCAUAAUGCAAAACGAAGAAAGCUCAACUUUACCGCCACUAAAUUAGAACAAAACACAAACCAAAACUGCAAUAAAACUGUGAACAAUAAAACAGCCAGUAAGGGACAAAAAAGACAGCUAAAAACCUCUCGUCAACCAUUACGACAAACACGGAAAACUAUCUCAAAACCGGUAACUAAAAAACAAGCACGAACUGUUACAGACUAUUUCGCUGCUCGGCAACUAAGUCGAGAAGAUCAGGAGGAGAAAGAUCGACGUAUGGCGGAGGAGCUACAGAGACAGUUUGAACUGGAGGCCAAGCUGCACUUGAGUAGUCUUCGGUUUAAGGGCACGACUGAGGAAUACCAGCUCCGCCAAACCAGGAAUAGGGUUGACUCUAAAACCUAGUUAUAUAAAUAAAGAUAUAUAUCGGUGUCAAAAUAUGCAAAACCUACUUAAGAAACCCAUGAAAUUCUUCAGUCAUCUUUAUUUAGAUUCAGAAUACAUGUUGCACUCAAUUCUUAUUAUUUUGUCUGUAUGUUGAAAUGAUUGGUAUGCAUAGAUGUGAUAAUAUUAAUAUUAUUCUGUAUGUUGUAGUAUUGUUUCUAUAAUUUUAUGUUCUACAUGUUCAUGUUUUCACACUUGAGAAAUGGAGAAUAUUUUCAACAAUUAUUGAAAGAAAAAAGGUAUCUUGAGCAGUGCCUCUUUGUCAACUUCAAAAAACUGAAGAUUGCAUACAUGCGGGCCUGCUCAAAUCUUGGCAGAAUAAUGUGGGUUUUUUAAUGUGAAAUAUUUAUAGUAAAUAUGAUAAUAUAUUUGUUUAUUAUAUAUAAAUGAGGUAUGAUUUGUAGCAGUAUAAAAAUUUGCUUGAAUGAGAUCAUAUCGAGAAUGAUUACAUAUAUUUUGCAGGUAAUAAUCGGAAUUAUAUUCUGUGAAAAUUAUGUAUUAAUGUUUGUAAUUGCCAUAUUUUGAUUUUUAAAUCUUUUUUAUCAAUAAAAAAAACUAGAUUUUUUUGUUGUUGAUUCAGGUAUUAUUUUCUUUGCAAAUAUCUAGUGCCAUAGAUUUUUAUGAAAUUCCUUCCAUCAAGUUUUAAAUUAAUUUUUAAACAAAAAUAUAAUAAAUUUUAAAAGGUGUUUAAAAUAUUUUUUACUUAAGUAUUCUGUAAGUCUUGUAUACUUGUAAUACAACGACCGAGACUAUACGGCAUUUAAUAUUUUAUUGCAAUAUUUUAUGACUUGAUUUAUCUUAAUAUACAUGAAUUUUAUUGCUAUUAAGAUCUUUUAACCGUACUGGUAAAUGUUGUUCUGUGUUUUAAUGAAAUUGUUACUAAAAAAAACAUGAACCAUCA
This is a messenger RNA of Mya arenaria, 3359 nucleotides long. RefSeq names its product E3 ubiquitin-protein ligase RNF169-like. The record is from RefSeq and is a predicted model, not a curated record. Gene Ontology annotation, cellular component: site of double-strand break; nucleus. Gene Ontology annotation, molecular function: metal ion binding; ubiquitin-protein transferase activity; nucleosome binding. Gene Ontology annotation, biological process: double-strand break repair. The transcript has 8 exons. The coding region runs from base 68 to 2419 and encodes 783 amino acids. Lineage: Eukaryota; Metazoa; Mollusca; Bivalvia; Myida; Myidae.